AUGUUUCUUCAUGCCUACAACAGCUACAUGCAUUUUGCAUUUCCUGCUGAUGAACUAAUGCCAUUGUCAUGCAAAGGACGAUACCGAAACACUGAGCCUUCUCGUGGAACGGUCGACGAUGCACUGGGAAAUUUUUCUCUUUCCCUAAUUGACAGCCUCGACACACUUUUUCUCCUAGAUGAAGUUGAUGAAUUUGAGCGCGCUGUUCUCCGGGUUAUACGAAACGUAUCGUUUAAUACCAAUGUUGUUGUAUCCGUCUUUGAAACCAACAUUCGCGUAUUGGGUGGUUUACUUGGUGGGCAUGUGUCAGCCCUUGCUGUCAAAUCAAGCAACGCGAGUCGCAUGUCGUGGUACGAUAAACAGCUUCUGGACGUGGCUAUUGAUUUGGGAAACCGUCUGCUGCCCUCAUUUAACACAUCCACUGGUCUACCUUAUCCACAGAUAAAUUUACGUACUGGUUAUAUUGCAUUACAGUUGCAUACUUGUACGGCCUGCGCAGGGACGCUGAUUUUGGAGUUCGCCGCUCUCAGUCGUCUUUCUGGUAAUCCGAUCUACGAGGAAAAGGCCUCUCAGGCACUAUCAUACUUGUGGAAACAACGCAAUCGCUAUUCUGACCUUGUAGGGACUGAAAUCAACGUCCUCAGUGGAGAAUGGGUUAAAAGAGAGUCGGGCGUUGGAGCCGGUAUCGACUCAUACUACGAGAGCCUCCUGAAGGCUUAUGGCCUUCUUGGCGACCCCGUCUACUUGCAUCGUUUUCAAACGCACUACUCCGCCGUGGAACGAUAUAUGGGAGCUCCCGGAAGCAGGGCCUUCCCCUUCUCCUUCCUCAGUGUCUUCAUGCACAAACCUUCCGAGAAGUCCCGAUUCUACAUGGACGCUCUUCAGGCAUUUUGGCCCGGCCUUCAGACAAUCAAUGGAGACGUGAACGCGGCGGUGGCCCACCACGAGAUGCUCUUCAUGGUGCACCAACGACAUGGCCUUCUGCCUGAAGCCUUCACGACGGACAUGGAUAUUUACUGGCCCUACCAUCUAAUUCGGCCGGAGUUAGUCGAGUCGACUUACCUUCUCUACAGGAGCACCGGCGACUCCUACUAUUUGCACGUGGGUGCUGAGCUGUUGUCGAGCAUUGAGAAUUACACCAAGGUUUCCUGUGGAUUCGCCGCCAUAGAGGACAUUCGAACAAUGAAGCAUUCCGACAGAAUGGAUUCGUUUGUAUUGGCGGAGACCUUUAAGUACUUCUACCUCCUAUUUUCGAAGCCAUCUCAACUUCCAAUCGAUUUGGAGCAAUAUGUGCUCACAACUGAGGCGCACAUUCUCCCGAUUGGUCUUCCCAAGCAGCACCUGCCUGCGCCAAUGGCGCCUCAGCCCGACGAGCCCCACCCGUCGAGUCCCUAUCGCCGCGCUUGGGGCGAGACCUGUGCGGCGCCGGACGAGAUGGCGGUUGUUAUGCGUUUAUUCCACGCCGAGCCUGGCACCUGUCAAGCGCACCUCUGGAAGCACCUCGAGGCCAUUAGGGAGCCGCUGCGCUUCGUGGCCAAGACCAUCGGAUCGAAGCACAACAACGCGCCGGGCGACAUCCCCCUGGUGGAUCCUCCACGGCUCAGUGCUGAUGACUUCAACACAAAUAACAUCACGUACCUGCAGACGUUGCGAAAAAUGGGGAUUAUGGUAGUUGUGGGCAAGGGCGGGGAAAUCCUGCUGAAGCUCAACCGCUCGGAGGCGGAAUCUCCUCUCCUCGGUCUCUCUGGCUUAAAGUUUAUCGAAGACAUCAUCGAGAUGAACCAAGCAAGAAAUCAACAGCCACAAGCAGAGGGUGAGUCGAUCACGCCGCACACCGUCGCUCUGGUGCAUCCGCCGCAUUAUGGACGCACACGGUUUGAGGCCGGUCCCUCCAUUUUCACCCACUACCCAGGCGAGUCUGCCCAGCUGCCUCAGUCGCGGAAAAAGUCCGAUUCUCCUACCGAUAGUGAUAUCGGCACCACAGAACACUCAUGGCAACCUGUAGUAGGCCCUCUUGUUCUCACGGAACCCUUCGACGCGUGCACACCAGUAUACGCUGACGGGUAUCUUCUCCCAAGUGGAGAACAUCACGCAGACUUUUUCGAAUCAAAUGCAGAUGGAGGUGCUGGGAGCGGCUCCCACAAAAGAUUACUAAAAGACGCAAUCGCCAUCGUCAAACGGGGUGGUUGCAUGUUCCUGGACAAAGCGCUCCAUGUUAAGCAGAUGGGAGCUCGUGGAGUCAUCGUGGUGGACAGCACGCCUGGAACCUCAUCGACAAAAAACCAACUUUUUUAUAUGUCAGGCGACGCACCGGAUGGAACGCCUCCAAAGGUGUCACUGGAGCUACCGUUUGUCUUCCUGUACAACGAAGAAGGCAAAGCACUUAUCUCAAACAUGGUUCGAAGAUGGACGUCGAAGGCAGAACCCGCCAUCGCAGUGAUAGCUAAGCACAACGAUAGUCCGAGAAUUUUGUCCUACAGCUUGCGCUACCUGGACACACACUCACCGGCGAAUGCCGACGACGGCAGAAACUGCCUUGAAUUGUUGUCUCACGUCAGAAGGCCAAGUUCGCAAUGCUCAACCAGAGAACGAAUUGUGGUCAAAGAAAGUCUGUCCCAGGGCGAUGACACUUGGAACAUAACACUCGGCCCAGUGGACGACGUGGAAAGUUUUGUCCACGUGGACGAGCAGUCCGGAAGCCUUACUCCGAAGAGUCCAAUCGUUUGGAGCGAAUUCAUAGCGCAGCACUGGCCCAGCACCGCCUAUGGCGACCAGUGCAAGGAUCUGAUGCUAGCUAUUUUCGAGGCCACCCUAUCUCAGAUCGUUGAUGCAGACAGACCAAAAUCCCAAGCGUCGGUGACCAAAGUGAGUCGUCACUGGCGCGAGCGCAUUAGCGAGUGCCUGAAACCUAUGGCGGUAAACGCAACAGAUGAUUGUCUUUCGACGCAUAUACGACUAGUACUUGUGGUUAGAGCGAUGGACGCCUGUUAA
Messenger RNA from Mesocestoides corti, 2991 nucleotides. The record is from the annotation of a GenBank genome assembly. Lineage: Eukaryota; Metazoa; Platyhelminthes; Cestoda; Cyclophyllidea; Mesocestoididae.